AGGGCAGACUAGAGUCAGUGCAGUGGUCUCCCAGCAACACAGUGUAAAUAACUCGGUGGGGUUUUAAUACAGGUUAUGGGGCUUGAGAAAGAAGCGGAGAAAUGAAUGAAAACGCGGUUUGAUGCUGGUUACUAAUUGAAGUGAAGAGAGCGUUAAGUGCGACCUGAACGUAAGCUUCCACGGCUAAAAUUGCAGGAUCAUACAGACAGCUGAUGGUUGCUGUCUAAGCCAAUGGGGCUGUUUGACAAGUUGGCAGGAUGGCUGGGCUUAAAGAAAGAGGUGAACGUCCUCUGUCUCGGUCUGGACAACAGCGGAAAAACCACAGUCAUCAACAAACUGAAGCCCUCGAAUGCCCAGGUACAAGACAUUGUCCCAACAAUUGGCUUCAGCAUAGAGAAGUUCAAGACAUCCAGUCUUUCUUUCACAGUGUUUGACAUGUCUGGUCAAGGCAGAUACAGAAACCUUUGGGAACAUUACUACAAGGAAGGCCAGGCUAUCAUAUUUGUCAUUGAUAGUGCAGACAAACUGAGGAUGGUUGUGGCCAAAGAAGAACUGGACACAUUACUAAAUCAUCCUGAUAUUAAACACAGGAGGAUCCCCAUUCUGUUCUAUGCUAACAAGAUGGAUUUGAGGGAUGCUCUGACUUCAGUCAAGGUCUCACAGCUGCUCUGUUUGGAGAACAUCAAAGACAAACCCUGGCACAUCUGUGCCACCAAUGCUCUGACAGGAGACGGUUUACAGGAGGGAGUUGACUGGUUACAAGAUCAAAUCAAAACAAUGCGAACAUGAGGGCAUAAAGAGACGCCGGCCAGAGGUAGCAUUUGUUGAAGUCUUUUAUGGAAGAAGGGUUGACACUGUCUUCAGAGGAACCACUAAAAUUAAAUGUUUAUAAUGGGGUAAUUACAUUUUUAAUCAAUCAAAAAUAUCUGGUACAGUAAGGUAUUUAAAGAAUGUCAGUGAGAAAUAUCUGUAUGAAUUGGUGACUCAAGACAUUAUUUUAAGACAAGUGCUUGUGUUUCCAUAAAACUUGUAAUGUGAGUUUACAAAGUAAUAGUAAUAUUUAAAACAUGUAUUCACUAAAGAAAUCUGUUUCCAAUUAUGUUAUCCUCUUAUUGUGUCCUUUUUUCCUGCUGAGUCACAAUUCAUUUCCACUGCGCCAUUACAUCAGGGCACAAAUGCUCUGCUCUGAAAUUUUAUGGUCAUCGCUUGAGAGCGUCCAUAUAUCAGAUCUCCUUUUAAAAGAAGGAAAACUUUUGGAUAUAAAUAAAAGAAAUGGCCCUUAAGAUUUUUUUUCCACCUCUGACAUAUGCCAAAUGCUCAUGUAUUUUCUUUUUUCUUACGUUUCUCAGUGGAUACAUCAUGAUGUAUUACUUAUACAUUUCUUCAGCAUAGGCAAAUCAUCUGGUGUUUGUGUUGCUAAUACCAAAUAUUUUCAUGUAUUUCAGUGCAUCGCCUUUUCCAAGCUUGCAUAGAGGGCCGUUUCACUGCUGUGUUAAAAGAAAGCAACAACAGCUAUUAUUGUUAUUGCAGCUAACAUGACUUGCAGCUCUGCUUGCGUUUGAUUAGCGUUGUUCCAGUUGUAGUCGAACUGACAAAUUUGUAAAAUAAGUCCUACAUAGUUGUAUUAAUGGCUAAAAGUGUAGGGUCUACCUGUCAGUUAACCCAGUUGUAGAGUGAUUGUCACACAUGAUUAUAAUGCUAGCCUGUAAAGUUUGUUUAAAACUCAAAAUGUGUCUCUGCACUAUUUUUUUUUUUUUUUGCCUUAUUUCAUUGCUGAAAGGAAAAUAUAUCAAGCAUUGUGUUUCUUAGAAUUUACCGGUGGUACAUCAGUGAUUCAAAGGCAGAGAGCGAAACAACGCAUCUGCUCAGCUUGCACAAAGUUGAGAAUGCAAGCCUUUCAUCCUGUGUUUUAGCUGACUGAAAGCUUGCAUUAAAAUCAAGUGCAGAUCUGA
Molecule: messenger RNA, 1952 nt
Organism: Archocentrus centrarchus (flier cichlid)
Lineage: Eukaryota; Metazoa; Chordata; Actinopteri; Cichliformes; Cichlidae
Gene: arl6
Product: ARF like GTPase 6
Exons: 8
Coding region: 232-789 (185 amino acids)
Molecular function (GO): GTP binding; GTPase activity
Source: RefSeq, a predicted model, not a curated record